AAAUGGUAUCAUCCAGAGUGUUUAGGACUAGAUACCCUAAAUGAGCCACAGAAUUUUUUCUGCAGAUUUUGCAAGGAAAAUAUUAUAAACUGGCCAGUAGAUCCCCUGCCUUAUGUCCCUGACAUGGAUGGUGAAGAUAGGGAAGAUGAAAGUUUUAUGACAUCAACAGAUGCCAUGAGACAUUUGAGGACGGCUUACCAGUAUUGCUGGGAUAUUGUGCAUUUUGAGGGUAGUGAAAGCAGUGUCCCAUGGAUGAAAAGGCAUACAGAUUUUGUGGUGUCAAACAAGUUAUCAUUGACAAGAGGAUUUGGCGAGGGCCUAUUUACCCAGCAAGGACAUGUUUUAGUGUAUUGCUAUGACUUAUUAAGGCAAAAUGUAAAUCAUAUGGCUAUUUUCAAUAUCAGGCUUAACUUGGAAAAGAGAUUUCUGAGAAAAAAAGAUCCUAAUGCUGUUUAUUCAUUACAUAAUGUCAUUAUUGUGUCAAAUGAAGGUCUAACACAACAAUUCAUUAAAACAUCCGGUCUUGCAGAAAAUUACAUUUCCAAUGUUUUGACCAAGGAGGCAAUGGUAAUCAUUUUGCAGGAGGCAACAGGCAUUAAUUAUCAUCUCUCAAACCAGGAAUUGGAGAAAACAGAGGGAAGAAAUUUGACAACAGCCAAUAGGCUUAUCAUGAAAUAUUUUGAGAAAGAACAAGCUGAUUUUUUUAGAAAACAUUCUAAAAAAUAGAUACACAACAUCUUUGUUUCCGCUUUGAUGUACUGCCAGGAAAUUUGGACCAUCUGCACAGUUUGAGAUGUAAAAUUAAACUUUGAUGUCAAAUCUCCCAGAUUUUGAUGAUGUGCCAUACUUCCUUUUAUUCUGAUAUACAAACAUCAAAUUUGGAACAUGUACACAAUUUGAGAUGUAAAAUUGAACUUUGUUAUCAACUGUCGUAGAUUUUGAUGAUGUGGCCUAAUAUGUUUAAUUUUGAUGUAGAGCUUUGAAUGUCAUACUAUGUGCACAGUUUUGAAUGUAAAAUUGAACUUUUUAUUAGAUUGCCUAGAUUUUGGCAUAAUAUAACUUACUUGGACUUUCUAUAUAUAUAUACAGCUAUAACACUGAUCAUGUGCACAGUUUCAAGUGUAGAACUAUAAUUUAUAUAUCAAAUUACCUUAAUAUUGACCUAGUGAUCUACUUUCUUGUUUUUGAUGUACAACCAUGUAUGCAGUCUAAAUUAAAAUAUAUAUUUGGUAUGAAGUAUUGGCUAGUGACCAACAUCAUUCACAUUUUUGUAAUUGACUGCUUCUACACCAAUAUUAGUCUGUCCUAAAGGUUGGGCUUUGGCCCAAUGGUGUCCUUAUUUUAAUAAAUUAUAAACUUUACUUGACCAGUAAAUGGGAAUGAAGCUUCACUUACUACUUUUUGCAUUUUAUUUCAUACUCAUUUUUUGCUUUCUAUUUUUCAAAUUAGACCUGAGUAAGAAUUGUCGUAGAGUUCAACAAAUUGGCAAAUUUUAUUUUCUUAAAGAUGAUAAUAACAAAGAAUAUCUUAAUAAUAUAAUUCGAAUAUCUUAAUAAUAUAAUUAAAAUCAUUUAUUUCAUGCUUUCAAGUGUUUUAUUGUAAUAUUAUUGUAAUAUAUCAGAUGAUUAUAUUCUAAUUAACCACUAGUGAAAUUUAUAAAAUAUUAUUUUCACUGUAGCCGGAUUAUUUCUGAAUGCGGAUGAAAAGAAAAUCAAAACUGAAUGGAAUAAUAGGCAAAUAUAAAUGCCGUCAUGUGUAAAUUUUGCUUCUUUUGGAAAAGAAAGUGGAUGUCACCAUAAAUUAUGUUAAAAAUGCAACAAAAUUAGAGUAAAUUUAACAGAACUAUAUUUCAAACUUGUUGAUGUGACGUCAUGAUGUGAUGAUGUCACGAAGGAGAAUACGCGACGUUACGCGGCAAAAUCAGUAAAAAUUACUUAAAAUCACUUAAAACGCAUGAAAUAAAAAGGAAAAUUUAUUUGUUUUACGUAUAAAAUUGAAAUAUAUUUCAUUCGUGAACACCAGCUAUUAUAUUUACACUCGUGGCUACGCCACUCGUGAAAAUAUUGCAUCUGGUGUUCACUCAGUGAAAUUAUAUUUCAAUCUUACACGCAAAACAAACAAAUAUCCUCUAUGUGUCACUUUUAUAAAUUUUUUUUAGAUAUUUCAUGUGCCAUUGCCUUUUGAUAAUAACUCUUUUUAGUUUAGAUGUUAGCAUGUACCAUUUUCUAGAGAUGUAAAGUACAAGAGUAUAGAUCUUCACUUGUUCCUUUUUCAAAUGAUGUAAAGUAUAAGAAUUUAAGAAGAUGUUAACAUGUACCUUUUUCCAUGGAUGUAUAUUCCAUGAGUUUUGAUGUAUACAUGUACCUUUUGCUAGUGAUGUCUUUAGUGAUAAGAAUUAAGAUGUUAACAUGCUCCUUUUUCUAGUGAUGUAAAGUAAAAUAAUUAAGAAGUUAACAUGUACCUUUUUCUAGUGAUGUAAAGUUGUAAACAUGUGCCUUUACUAGUGAUGUAAAGUAUAAGAAUUAAGAUGUUAACAUGUUACUGUAUCUAGUGAUGUAAAGUAUAAGAAUUAAGAUGUUAACAUAUUACUGUAUCUAGUGAUGUAAAGUAUAAGAAUUAAGAUGUUAACAUGUUACUGUAUCUAGUGAUGUAAAGUAUAAGAAUUAAGAUGUUAACAUAUUACUGUAUCUAGUGAUGUAAAGUAUAAGAAUUAAGAUGUUAACAUAUUACUGUAUCUAGUGAUGUAAAGUAUAAGAAUUAAGAUGUUAACAUGUUACUGUAUCUACUGAUGUA
Molecule: messenger RNA, 2793 nt
Organism: Ruditapes philippinarum (Manila clam)
Lineage: Eukaryota; Metazoa; Mollusca; Bivalvia; Venerida; Veneridae
Exons: 9
Coding region: 124-726 (200 amino acids)
Source: RefSeq, a predicted model, not a curated record